UUGAGAAGAAUGAAGACCAAGUUUGCGGUAAACUGUCUCAAAACCCUUGUCCUCAUCUACUCCUUUGUCUUUUGGAUCACAGGGGUGAUCCUGUUGGUGACUGGAGUCUGGGGAAAGCUUACUCUGGACAUCUAUAUCUCUCUUCUUGCCAGGGACUCUGCAAAUGUUCCCUUUGUGCUCAUUGGAGCAGGCGCCCUGGUUGUCAUGUUUGGUCUAUUUGGAUGCUUUGCUGCAUACCGAGGCAGCCCGUGGAUGCUGAAGCUGUACACUUUGUUUCUGUCCUUGGUGUUCCUGGCUGAGGUCGCUGUUAGCAUUCUAGGGCUUAUAUGUCACCAUGAGAUCAAGAACAGACUCCUAAAGGUUUACACCAAUGCUGUGCAGAAUUAUAAUGGCAAUGAUGAGAAGAGCCAGGCCAUGGACCAGCUGCAGCGCACCCUGAACUGCUGUGGCAUGAACAACUACACCAACUGGGAGAACAGCACAUAUUUUCUGGAUCAUGGUAUCCCCAGAAGUUGCUGUAAAGAUGUAGCUGACUGUAAUCCCGAGGAUCUAUACAAUCUGGCCACAGCUGCCACCAAAGUUAACCAGAGGGGCUGUUAUGUUCUGGUGAUGGGUUUCUUGGAGGCCAACAUGGGGAUCAUCAUUGGAGUGCUGUUUGCAGUCACAUUCUCCCAUUUGGUUGGCAUGAGGCUGUCCUGUUGUCUGUCCCGGUUCAUCAUGACCCAUCAGAAUGAGAUUAUGUGA
This is a messenger RNA of Psammomys obesus (fat sand rat), 744 nucleotides long. Its product is annotated as tetraspanin-7-like. The record is from RefSeq and is a predicted model, not a curated record. Gene Ontology annotation, cellular component: membrane. The transcript has a single exon. Lineage: Eukaryota; Metazoa; Chordata; Mammalia; Rodentia; Muridae. The coding region runs from base 10 to 744 and encodes 244 amino acids.